AUGAUAUCGCCAAUACAUUUUAUCUGUGUUUUUACCAUCUUAUCGAUUGUUCUUACUGCCAAUCUUACCUAUGGUGCAUCAGUUAAUUUGAAAAAUUCUGGUGCACUUAAAUAUAAUAUGAAUACUCACGUAAUCAACGGAAAACAUGAGAAUCAGUACGGUCCAUCAAACCAAUUAUCUGCUGAAAAAGUUCAUAUCAAUAAACGUCAAUAUCCGGCAAAAGGAAUAUCAAGAGGAAAACGUGAAUAUUCAACGGAAGGCAUUCUAUUAGGCAAACGCGCUUUUGCAUCUGAAGGUAUUCUUAUUGGCAAACGUCGCUAUCCAACAGAAGGCAUCUUACUCGGUAAACGGCAAUAUCCAAUUGAAGGAAUUCUUUUAGGGAAACGCAAUUUACGUUUUCCUGAUUCAAAAGCUUUUGAAACGGAUAAUAUUCACUUCGACGAUUAA
Messenger RNA from Rotaria socialis, 447 nucleotides. The record is from the annotation of a GenBank genome assembly. NCBI's taxonomy places the organism in Eukaryota, Metazoa, Rotifera, Eurotatoria, Philodinida, Philodinidae.